AUGUCUCCACUAGCCAUCAAUCGAAUCCACUCCAUGGCUGUGCCUCAGUCCCCGAGUGGCGUGAACUUCCAAUUGGUCUACCUUGUUGCGGCCAUCUCGCAACCUAUCCCCAACAUUAAUAAUGAGGCCUAUGACGCACUGGCUAUUCGCCCAUGCAGUGAGGAACCGCUUAGAUCGUCAACGUGA
Molecule: messenger RNA, 186 nt
Organism: Echinococcus granulosus
Lineage: Eukaryota; Metazoa; Platyhelminthes; Cestoda; Cyclophyllidea; Taeniidae
Exons: 2
Coding region: 1-186 (61 amino acids)
Source: RefSeq, a predicted model, not a curated record